Messenger RNA from Onychostoma macrolepis, 788 nucleotides. It is a transcript of the gene dbi, whose product is annotated as diazepam binding inhibitor (GABA receptor modulator, acyl-CoA binding protein). The record is from RefSeq and is a predicted model, not a curated record. The transcript has 4 exons. The coding region runs from base 152 to 418 and encodes 88 amino acids. Lineage: Eukaryota; Metazoa; Chordata; Actinopteri; Cypriniformes; Cyprinidae. Gene Ontology annotation, molecular function: fatty-acyl-CoA binding. Gene Ontology annotation, biological process: fatty acid metabolic process.
AUUGCUCAGUACAUGCUCCGGCAGCCAAUGGAGUGCAAGGGGCGUGGCCAUGGGCGUGACAGCCGAUACUACAGAAAUCGUCGGAGUGUCGUGCUGCCAUCACAACGGGUUUUCAAGCACAUCUUUAUAACAGACUGAAACAGCUACAACCAUGUCUGAGGCUGAGUUUCAGAAAGCAGCAGAGGAGGUCAAACAGCUGAAAGCGAAACCAUCGGACGCUGAGAUGCUGGAAAUUUAUAGUCUGUACAAACAGGCCACCGUAGGAGAUGUUAACACAGCUCGACCGGGCAUGUUAGAUUUCACUGGCAAGGCCAAAUGGGAUGCCUGGGAGGCCAAGAAAGGUAUGAGUAAGGAUGAUGCUACAAAAGCAUACAUCGCUAAGGUAGAAGAGCUGAAGGGGAAAUACGGAAUCGAAUAGACGGAACCCAUCAUGGCCAGCUUGCCUUUACCUGUACUGUCCUCCCAGCGCCUUUAGGCCUCCAGUGUGUCCCCUCACAAGGGUGUUACAGUUACGCUGUAGCAUGGAGACUCUUUUCUGUGUGAGAGAAUAGGCACAUUCCUCACAGGCCAAGAGAAAUCGUCCACCAGUAACCAUGUAGUUAAACGCCCUGAUGAAUUCAAAUUUAUGCAAUGCCAUAAAAUAACUUUUUUCAAAAACCAUGUUUGCUUUGUUUCUUACAAACACUGACUAAGAAUAACAUGUUUGAUUUCCCUUAAAAAGUAUUUUUUUUGUUUGUUUUUUGAGACCCUGUGAAAGAUUUUGAUUAAAAAAUGAUCAAAUAAUCAGA